AUGAGGUUGUCACCAGCAACAGUGCCAGGCCCGGAGAUCAUGUGCAGCCGCUGCAGCAGAGUGGCCAGCAACAAGGCACAGGAAAUGGGAGUUCGAAUCCCUCGCCCCUUAGGACAAGGUCCCAGCAGAUUCAUUCCUGAAGAAGAGAUUCUACAAGUGGGGAAUGAAGAUGCAAACAUGCAUUCAGUGUUUGCUGAUGUGUUUGCCGACAUGGGCCGCCUGGAUAACAUAACCCUUGUGAUGGUGUUCCACCCCCAGUAUUUAGAGAGUUUCCUGAAAACACAACAUUACUUGUUACAGAUGGACGGUCCCUUGCCUGCAUGUUAUCAGCACUACAUCGGUAUAAUGGCAGCGGCCAGGCAUCAGUGCACCUACCUGGUUAACCUGCACGUCAAUGACUUUAUCCAUAGUGGAGGGGAUCAGAAGUGGUUAAAUGGCCUUGACAAUGCUCCACAAAAGCUACGUAACCUUGGAGAACUAAAUAAGCUACUGGCACACAGACCUUGGCUGAUCACAAAAGAACACAUUGAGCAACUGCUGAAAACAGGAGAACACAGCUGGUCCCUGGCAGAGCUGAUCCAUGCUGUAGUCCUUCUUGCACACUAUCACUCCUUGGCUUCUUUUACAUUUGGUUGUGGAAUAAGUCCAGAAAUUCACAAUGAUGGAGGUCACACAUUCCGUCCCCCUUCCGUCAGUAACUACUGCAUCUGUGACAUAACAAAUGGCAAUCAUGGAGGGAAUGAGAGCCACCAGACAACAGGAAGCGUGGUGCAGGGCUUAGAUUCUUCUUGUGAAGUUGAAGUUUUGAUGGAGAAGAUGAAGCAGCUUCAAGAAUGUAGAGAUGAAGAGGAGGCAAGCCAAGAAGAAAUGGCCACACGCUUCGAGCGAGAGAAGACAGAAAGCAUGCUGGCUUUUGCUAUAGAAGACGAGGAUCCUCCGCCAGCACGAGAAGUCUCUAGACAUUUUGAAGACACAAGCUAUGGCUACAAGGACUUUUCCCGCCGUGGAAUGCAUGUUCCCACCUUUCGAGUGCAGGAUUUCAGCUGGGAAGACCAUGGUUACUCCUUAGUGAAUCGUCUUUAUCCAGAUGUUGGGCAGCUACUUGAUGAGAAAUUUCACAUUGCAUAUAAUCUCACAUAUAACACCAUGGCCAUGCACAACGAUGUAGAUACCUCAACGCUAAGACGGGCCAUAUGGAAUUAUGUACAUUGUAUGUUUGGAAUAAGGUAUGAUGAUUAUGACUAUGGAGAAAUAAACCAAUUAUUGGACCGAAGCUUUAAAGUUUACAUUAAAAAUGUGGUGUGUAGUCCAGAAAAGACAACAAAACGAAUGUAUGAUAGCUUCUGGAGGCAGUUCAGGCAUUCUGAGAAGGUCCAUGUUAAUUUGCUUCUUAUGGAAGCGAGGAUGCAAGCUGAACUACUGUAUGCUCUACGAGCAAUUACCUGGUAUAUGACCUGA
Molecule: messenger RNA, 1458 nt
Organism: Staurois parvus
Lineage: Eukaryota; Metazoa; Chordata; Amphibia; Anura; Ranidae
Source: the annotation of a GenBank genome assembly